UUAACGGGCUUCGCGCUUGCGGGGGCCAAUAUGAUUGCGAGGAGCCUGCGGGUUGCUGCCCAGCGGGGUCGUUGCCUUCUGAUGCCUACCCGCAGCCUACUGGCGCCAAGAAUACCCAUCUGCCGAACGUACAGUAAUGCCUACGACCAUGACGGGAAGACCAAAGUUUCCAUUUUCAAUACGGAAACAGAUCUGGGGCUCAUGAUUACAGGAUAUAGCCAAUAUGGAUUUAGGCUGAACAACGAUAUGGUCCUUAUUGGACCCAUCAGCGUUUUUCCCAGAUCGGUUCUUUCGUGGAACGUCAACAACUUCGAAGACAUCACCGAGGAUAGUCUUAGCCUGUUUCCUACUCUGGAACCAAAAAUUGAUGUACUCAUCAUUGGCAUCGGCGACCAAGCCCCGCCACCGGCGCUCUCCAAACGGAUCAUAGAGUUCAUGAAGAAAUACAAGAUCAAUGUUGAGGUCUUGCGAACGGAGCAAGCCUGUGCCACCUUCAACUUCCUGAAUGCCGAAAACCGGAUGGUGGCCUGCGCCUUGAUACCUCCGCUACAUCUCACCUACAACGAGAACGAUAUUCUGCAGGCGAAGCUUAAGCAGAAGGAACUGUACGAGACGGAUUAGAGUUAACUUCAAGUUGUUUCUUGUUAGGAAUUAAAACGAAUUGUAAAUUCA
This is a messenger RNA of Drosophila serrata, 672 nucleotides long. Its product is annotated as NADH dehydrogenase [ubiquinone] 1 alpha subcomplex assembly factor 3. Lineage: Eukaryota; Metazoa; Arthropoda; Insecta; Diptera; Drosophilidae. Gene Ontology annotation, biological process: mitochondrial respiratory chain complex I assembly. Gene Ontology annotation, cellular component: mitochondrial inner membrane. The record is from RefSeq and is a predicted model, not a curated record.